AUGGAAUAUAGUGGUAAUUAUAACGAUGAGAGCUUCUUUGAGUUCAAGCCAAAUAUUUCCCAAGAUAUAUAUAAUUCAUCAGUUGGUUACACCACAAAUAUUGAAGAAAAAAGUGGUCAAAAAGCAAUUUCUUCUAAUAAUUCUUCCUCUAAUUCUGGGGGAUUUCUUAUUUCAUUUUCUUCAAAUCAAGAAGAAGAUAUUGGUGCAAUGAUAAGCUCAGAAAAUGCAUGUCAAGAAUCAUUAUUAUUAGGGGAAAAUAAUAAUAAUAAUAAUAAUGUUAUGUAUAAGAGGAGUCCACUACAAGCUCAAGAUCAUGUUAUUGCGGAGAGGAAGAGAAGAGAAAAAAUGGGAGACCUUUUCAUCUCUUUGUCAAAGAUUGUCCCUGGUCUUAAGAAGUUAGACAAGUCAUCUAUCCUUGGAGAUACUAUUGAGUACAUGAAAGAGCUUCAAGAACAAGUAAAACUUCUUGAAGAGUCAAAGAAAAACAUACCAUCAGCUUUGGAAUAUAAUGAUUCUAAUAAGGAACAAGUAUUAGGAUCAAACAAGAUUAAGGUAAGGAUUAUGCACAAAAGUGUACUUAUUAACAUCCAUUGCAACAAACAAGAUGGAAUGUUGGGAAGAGUGCUAGUCCAAAUGGAGCAAUUGCAUCUUUCAGUCCAUGACAUGAGGAUCAUGCCAUUUGGUCCUACUAAUCUUGAAAUAUCAAUUCUUGCUCAGAUGGAGGAUGGAUGCUGUAUAAAUGUACAUGAUAUUGUAAAGGCCAUCCAAAUCAACAUCCUGGACCUCGUAAAUGAUUAAAACACACAUUUUAAAUUACCUAUAUGUAUAAUUAAUUGAGAGAUCUUUUGCAGAUUAAUAUGGGAUACUCAAUUAAAUUCCUCUUAGUAAUAUGUAUUUUUCUUUAUGGCAAAAUUCCUUAUAUA
This is a messenger RNA of Solanum tuberosum (potato), 923 nucleotides long. RefSeq names its product transcription factor bHLH18-like. Lineage: Eukaryota; Viridiplantae; Streptophyta; Magnoliopsida; Solanales; Solanaceae. Bases 1 to 798 code for a protein of 265 amino acids. The transcript has 3 exons. The record is from RefSeq and is a predicted model, not a curated record. Gene Ontology annotation, molecular function: protein dimerization activity.